UUCUCUUCCAACACAAACACAACAAAACAACACCAAAAACCAAACAUUCUUAUUUCUUCAUUCCAAAACCUCUAAGAAUGAGUGUAGAAAUUUUAGAUAGUGGUACAAUCAUCAACUUUGUAGAAGAUGAAGAGGCAUUCAACAGGACGGUUAAAGACCGUUUCGCCGACCUCGACACCAACCAUGACGGAGUCCUUUCGUAUUCAGAGAUGCUUAUGGAGCUUCGAAGCCUACGAGUCUUCGAAACUCAUUUCGGAAUCGAUGUUAAGGUGGAGGCAGAGGAGCUUGCUACCACUUAUGGAGCACUCUUCCUACAUUUUGACCAUGAUCAUAAUGGAGCAGUUGAUAUACAAGAGUUUAAGGCUGAGACUAAGAGAAUGAUGCUUGCUGUAGCAAAUGGUCUUGGGUUUUUACCUGUUCAAAUGGUGCUUGAAAAAGAUAGUCUCCUCAAGAAAGCUGUUGAGUGGGAGUUUGCCAACUUAAUCUAAGAUACUAUAUAAAAAGAUGUUCUCUAAUUUUAAAGAUAUCUAUAUUGUUAAUUUGUUAUAGAGCCUUUUUUUUAACCUGUACUUUGGAGAAUUUUGUGUUUGAGGCAAAAAUGUAAGUUGAUGUGAUGCAUAUUGUUAUACUAUAAGCAUCACAUGAUUUAUACAGUUGAAAUAUUAAGUUUGUAUUAAUUGAAUGAUAAUAUUAACUUCUUUGUUUUAAGUUCA
This is a messenger RNA of Beta vulgaris subsp. vulgaris (sugar beet), 713 nucleotides long. RefSeq lists its product as hypothetical. Lineage: Eukaryota; Viridiplantae; Streptophyta; Magnoliopsida; Caryophyllales; Amaranthaceae. Gene Ontology annotation, molecular function: calcium ion binding. The record is from RefSeq and is a predicted model, not a curated record. The transcript has a single exon. The coding region runs from base 78 to 488 and encodes 136 amino acids.